Cyprinodon tularosa is the source of this 3263-nucleotide messenger RNA. RefSeq names its product murine retrovirus integration site 1 homolog (gene irag1). Bases 279 to 2636 code for a protein of 785 amino acids. The transcript has 21 exons. The record is from RefSeq and is a predicted model, not a curated record. Lineage: Eukaryota; Metazoa; Chordata; Actinopteri; Cyprinodontiformes; Cyprinodontidae.
AAAAAGCCAGGGAACAGAGAAGACGGGAGAAGGAAGGAGAAGCCCUGAGCACUGCAUGUUUUUCUGGGGAAAGCUGUGACAGUGACAGCUUGGUUGUGAGAAGUUGGUUAGAGUUGGAGAGACCAGCUGGAGUUGCAGCAGUGCGCCGGUGGACUCAGUUCCAGCAGGGAAAGAGAAACGUCCCAUCUGAGUUUUCAUUAAAACAAGGCGACAGUAACUUAAGGGGCUCCUCUAAACCUUUCCCCUUCACCCGGUGUCAUACCUCUCUGCCCUUUGUCAUGCCCACCCUGCCUGAGGAAGACGAGGAUUCUCCCGAAGAACUGGACAGCUCAUCCAGCUCUCCCAGAACAUCUACACCGGGUGAGAGCCAAGCCAUCAUUAUGACCGCCCCCACCAUUGUCUUCCCGCAGAAGGCCGUCAUUGUCCAACAAGAGGGCCGUUCCUUUGAACAGGCCAGGCCACAUAGUCCCAGAGCUCGCCAGGCCAGAAACUCCUCUGGAGGACCCAUCACCACAGUCGACAGCACAGGUAAUGUGAUCGACCUGGUGAAGGACCAGCUUCCAGAGCUCCAGCUGUCUGAGGAAGACCGGCAGAAGAACCUGGAGCUUAUCGAGCAGGCUAAGAUGGUCAGCGACCGCUUUCUGACCCGCAGAGGAAGGCGAUCCAUCAGCAGCCUCAGCGACUCCCCCACAGGUCUUUCUCAAGUUCCAACACCGUCUUCCUCACCAGGUCCAUCAAGAAGCAGCUCUUUAAUUGGUCCAUUUCAAACUGGGACCACAGAAGCCACACAUAGUGGCCCCCAGGCAGUCAGUCAGCAUUUAGAGCUGCCCAAAGCGAGAGAGCAGUCUGAGUUAAAGAACCAGAACCAGGAUGAGCCGCCAGCAGUGAACUCUAAGACGACUGAAAAAAGAAAAGUGUCCUCUGGAGUGCUUACGCCUCGCUUUGCUGUUCAGAAGGAGAAACAUGAGCUCUCCAGACCUAAGAGCCCACAGGCUGUCAGCAAAGCAGAUGAGGUUUCUGGUCGAAACCCAAACCUUCCUCCAGCCACAGGGGUGGCCAAACCGGUCCCCAGGCCCCCUACUCAGCGGGCCCCCUGCACAGCGGAGAUCAAAACAAUCGGUUCCUUCCCUCCGCUGAUGAGGGCUGUCUCAUGGGAUGCUGUUGGCAGCAUUAAUUCAAAAACUGGAGCCCCUGGUUUACCACCUACAGUUGACGAGGUUUUUUCAGAAAAAUCCAGAGAUGAUGUGUUCAAGUCUUCAUUGUACAAGGAUCUACAAGCCCAACCGGGCAGCAUACAGAAACUUUCCAAGCUCAGAGAGGAGCACAAGCUGAUCCGUAACCAGAGCAUAGUUGGCUCCAAGUUACCAGACCUGAGUGAGGCUGCAGAGCAGGAAAAGGCUCCACCUUCUGCUAAGACAUCAAGCAGCGAGGAGAUGAAGGAGAAGUCUGACGCCAUGCCAAACAUUUCAGAUGUGAUGCUAAGAAAACUGAAACUUCACAGAGGUCUGCCAGGAUGUGCACCUGCGCUCACUGAGAAAGAAGUUGAGAAUGCAUUCGUCCAGCUGUCUCUUGCAUUUCGUAAUGACAACUACACUCUGGAGACGCGACUCAAACAAGCGGAGAGGGAGAGGAACCUGACAGAGGAAGACACUGAGAAAGAGCUGGAGGAAUUCAAAGGAGCGUUGAAGAUGACAGCACCACAGUGGCAGAACAUGGAGCAACGAGAAUCCUACCAACGCCUUAUAGAGACAGUGGCAGUGCUGUACCGACUCACCACCAGACUCUCUAGCAGAGCAGAAAUAGUUGGUGCAGUUCGUCAGGAGAAACGUAUGAACAAAGCCACUGAGGUGAUGAUGCAAUAUGUGGAAAAUCUGAAGAGGACAUAUGAGAAGGACCAUGCAGAGCUGAUGGAGUUUAAGAAACUGGCUAACCAGAACUCUAACCGGUGUUAUGGCGCCACUGUGGACACAGGAGAUGAUGGCAUUCCACGAUCAUCAAGAUCAAUGUCCCUCACCCUUGGAAAGGCUUUACCCAGACGCAGGGUGAGCGUAGCAGUGGUACCCAAAUUUAACCUUCUCAACAUCCCAGGUCAGACCCCAGCCGCUGCCGGGCCGGGCUCCAGUGCGGGACCUACAGCAGGGGCUGCCCUUCCUGUCUUAUGUGAAGCAAAUGAUGUCAAAAGCAGCUCUCCUACAGAAGCAGUUCAACCGGCAGGCGAGUGUGGAAAGAGUGGGACGGUGCCGGAAAGCGAGCCACCCAAACCUCCAGUAAACUUGGAGGAGAUCAGAGCUGAGAUCAGAGCCGAGAUCAAGGCAAAGAUCGAGGAGGAAGCAUACGAUAAAGGCUACCAAGAGGGGCUAAAGCAGAGCAAGAUGCUCCUGGAAGAGAAACAGGCAGAGGAACUGGAUGCAGAGAAGCUGCUGGAAGUUAGGCACAAGGAUGAGGAAAGUGGAAAGAGGUAUAAGAGCGGCAGGAGGAUGGAGGAAGUACUGGUUCUUCUCAGUCGGUUUUGCCCCUCAAUCUCCGUCAGCCGCCGCCUGCUUUGGGUCAUCCUGAUGCUGUUUGUUUUGAUGUGCGUGCUUAUCAGUAUAUUCACAUUCUUCAGUGACUACUACAACCGCCGUGAGGACACAUAGGAGACAUUUUAGGAGGCUCAGCAAAGUCUGGAAUAAGUAUAAGGAGGAAGAGCUGAGAAAAAAACUAUUUCUGCCAUACUAGCAGUUUAUUACAGAUAGGCUUGAAUGGAAAGACUGACGGGAGAUGAAGGCUUAACGCUGGAUUUAUUUUUUCAGCAUUAGUUGUAUUUUUGUUCGGAACAGAGAAUUUUCUAUCUGUUUAUUGGAGGAAAAAAUAACGAGUUAGGUUUAGGGACCAAAGAUACGGAGUGAUGAAAUCUGUUUAAUUCAUCGAUGGAACCUAAGAAUAGAUUUUGAUUUUAGUGUUUUUGAAAAUGGCACCUUCUCUAAAAUGCCACAGUAAAAAAAAAAAAAAAAAAAGGUUUAUCAGCUAGUUUAACACUUUUUUUUUCAUCUAUAUUUAAACAUGUGCAUUUGUUGGUUAGGUUCUGUAAAGGGCAUUUAAGGUUUAGGCAUAUGCGGAUACCAAGAAGUUGUUUAAGUGCAAUAUUUUGAGGUUGUAUAAUUUAUAAUUUAGAGCACUGACAGAUAGCUGUUGUUUAUAGAGCACUUUUUAGAUAACUUUUCUGAGUCCCUGGGUUGAAAAUUAUUUUGCUACUUUACCUUUAAAUAAAGGGUAUCUGAGAA